Messenger RNA from Brienomyrus brachyistius, 5294 nucleotides. Its product is annotated as zinc finger protein 79-like. Gene Ontology annotation, cellular component: nucleus. Bases 2908 to 3939 code for a protein of 343 amino acids. The record is from RefSeq and is a predicted model, not a curated record. The transcript is spliced from 5 exons. NCBI's taxonomy places the organism in Eukaryota, Metazoa, Chordata, Actinopteri, Osteoglossiformes, Mormyridae.
GUGAUUCAGUUUGGUGUGUUUCAUUGUUGCCUUAUGUCAGCUUUUAUUUAGGACGAUAAAAAUGACUAAGUUGCAGCUCUUAAGACAAUAUUUAACGGAGCGCCUGAUGGAGGCCGUACGGGAAAUCCUCGAAGUGGUUGGAGACACGGUGUCAGAGUACCAGGAGGAAACGGCCAGGGCGCAGCGGGAGAACGAGAGCCUUAGGCGGAGACUCAGGGAGGUGGUGCUGGUGGCCGAAGCGCCCUGGGCGGGAGAUGUGCAGUCUGUUGCUGUCCCCAUUUCUGGGGGGAGGUCCCCAGCAGAUCAGGAGCUGGGUGGGCAAGAAUGGAGCCCGCAUCUCGGACAGGAUGUAGAGGCUGCUCCCACUGAAGAUCCCUGCAGAUCUGAAAAGAUGGGGGAGGAGCUUGGUGGGCAGCAGCCGGCCUGUGUGGUGGAGGCGGACCCUGAGGGUUCAACACAAGGACUGAAAAAGCUGGCACUUGAGAUUGCUCUGUCAGUGGUCUCGCCUCUGGACGCCUGUGCUGAGCCAAAUGCCGCACAGACAGUAAAGAAUACGGUCGCUGAGGCGCUGACCGUUGGACCCGCAGAGCAGGAAACACCCAGCUUGCGACCCGAUCAAGUCAAAACUGAGCCUGGUGAAGUGGACCUUAAGUCUGAGCAGCCUGCAGAUCUAGGCCACAGUCCGAAAGUGCAAGAUACCCUGGGUGAAGCAAGCGUGGGGAUCCUUUCAGAUGUCCCAGUUACUGGGGAUGUAGAUGAGUGUAAUUCCCAAGAAGUCGAGUGCAGGUCAAACGAGCCCCUGAAUGAGAAUUAUUUUGUUAGUUAUGUGGGAGAAAAACAGCACUGCUGUUUCUACUGCGGAAAGUUCUUUAGCCAGAUCUGCAAUCUUAAAACACACCUGCAGAUACACAGUGGCGAAAGGCCCUACAGUUGCAACUGGUGUGGUAAGUCAUUUACUCAGUCUGCAGAUCUACGGCGGCACCAGCGGAUCCACACAGGGGAAAAACCGCAUCGAUGCACGUGGUGCGAGAAAAGUUUCACUCAAAUCGGAAACCUCAAAAGGCACUUGCGCAUUCACACCGGGGAGAGACCUUACCGCUGCACCUUGUGUGGGAAGACUUUCAAUGAUGGAGAUACGCUGAAGAAACACAAACGAAUCCACACCGGGGAGAGACCUUUCUACUGCACGCACUGCUCGAAGACAUUCACAGUAGCGAGCAGCCUUCACAAUCAUUUCAAAAACCACUUGAUGGAAAAUAACCAGCACAUGUCCAUGAACACGAGUGAUAUCUCCUUGGUACAGCACAUAAAGCCUACUUCAGCCCAGCACACUUUGGCCACACCCAGCCCUACAUAGCCAAGUGAGUCACCAAGGGUGUGGCUUGGACAGCACAUGCGUCCCUUAGGUAAGUGAGGGAGCAGGCCGGUCAGCUAGAGCCCCAGCAAAAGCACGGUCAGGCUGCCUGAAGUGUGUGUCUCUCUCUCGCUCCUGCAGCUUAAGGGAGAUUGACUGAGAAGCUGGAGACCAGCAACAGUUUGCCACAUGUCACGGAGUCCGUAGUGACUAGUGUCAGAAGUCUGGGGAGGCAGCAUGCGCCCAGGCGGACUGGGUUCUCGUCGCAGAGUCAUCAAGAGUCGUGGGCCCUGACUCCAUCCAGCCAAUACAACAUUUGCUCCCUCAUGAGAUGUUUAACCCAUCCUUUGUAAAUUACAGGGACUGCUGUAAAUUACAGGAACUGUGUUGUCUCUGUCUUGUGAAUCGUUUUGAUCUCAUUCUGAAUUGGCGGGUGUCACCCUUUAAUUGGAAUAACACUAUAUGUUCGCUGCUGUAACAUUCACAGACUUGGAAAUAUGUUAGAUCAGAGUGGAUUGUGCCGAGUAGUUGUAAUGAAUGUGACUUGGGUGUUUUCCCCCGAUCACAGCACAGUGCAGGCUUCGUUAGGCUAUUAGGCAUCUGUGUGGGUGAUCCUUCGUAAUAAUUCCCCCCCCCCCCCCCCCCAUUUUUUCUGAAAAGCUGCAGUCACAGCACACAACUGCAUGAUUAGCGCCUCUCUGUUUAUGCAGCAAUAAAGAUUAAAAAUAGAUGAGAUUGCUUCUUGUCCAGGGUCUCCUUCUCGUGUGACGGUUCUGUCUUCUCUCCCUCAGCACAGCACAGGAAGCCACUUUUAAUGCGAGUUCUAGCAGCUGUAUUUAACUUCCAGACUCCGGCAGCGUGCCGAAGCAGAUUGCUGUGUGUUAUCAUGUCCUCAUGCGUGGUGGUGAUGGCGGAUUGCAAUUAAAGCUUGUUGCGGCUACAUGUUCCUUGUCUUUCAGGGCUGGCCCUGGUUCCAUUAGGCUCUGCAGGUGUCCCAGCCCUAUUUUAAACAGCUCGCUGCACUUUAUAAGAAGGGUGAAGGACAAAAAGUAGUGCAGCCGAGCGUGCAAGUGCUUAAGUGCUCACCUGAGGACACUGCUGCCCCCUGGAGCCUAAUUUACAUCCAGACAGAACAAACAUUGAAUAGUGAGGUGAGUAGAAGGUCAGGUGCUCAGGAUUUUAUUCAACUUUUCAUUACAGGUUAUUAUGAGAGGGACACAGUUCUUUAAAAAUAAAUAUAAACCAAAUGCAGUUUCACUUCAGCACAGCACGACUGGAACGUAAUGCAUUCGUAUCGUGGUACAACAGCCGUAUAGGAGAACUAACCGCAAACAGAUUUUCACGUAUCCCCUUAAUGACUAUUUAGAAAGCUUCAGCGCAAAAACUGAAUGCUGCAAGUAUAGUAGUGUAGAUGUAAGGUAACUAGUCUAACAUGUAUUACGGUAACGAGACGUUGAGUCCUGCCUUCACCACGUCACGUGACCAGGAAGCGGGACACAAAAAAACUUGCCUGCUGCUCGACUUCAGGGGGGUUUGAAAGCUGGAGAAGCGACAUGACUAAGCUACAACUUUUGAAUGAUUAUUUGACCGAGCGCCUAAUGGCUGCCGUACGGGAGAUACUGGAGGUGGUGGGGAGCACCGUGCUGGAAUAUGAGGAGGAAAGCGCCCGGGCGCAGCGGGAAAUCGAGCUGUUGCGGCGGAGGCUGCGGGACGCCGGAGCGGAAGCACCAGUUUGGCCCGAAGCUUCACAUCCAAUAGAGAACCUCGAGCCCGAAGCAGUGUCCCCCACUGAGCCGGAGCUGGAAGGGCAGGACUGGAGCUUCCAGAGGGAGAUUUCUCCCAGUGAGGAAAAGCUCUGCGUCGGGCAGCGGCAGCAGGAGGCCAGCAUGCAGUGUCUGCCGUUUACGCCACCUGGCUUGAAGAGUGACCACGAGCAGGACUCAGAGCUGCCGGAACUUUUCAAAGUCCAGAUCGAGAGUCCCACAGAGGAGCCGCACGCGGCCGAUAUGGAGCAUGACCUUGUUAAAAAAGAAGCUGAUGGCCCCAGCUUCAGUGAGUCACAGCAGCGAGCUGAGUCAGAGUGGGCCAGUGACUCGCAGGCGCAAAUGCGGGAUCCGCCAUCGGUGAACCUGAGGCAGCUGCCAGGGAAGCGGACUCAUUCCUGCCCACAGUGCGGGAAGACCUUCUGCCACAUGUCCCGGCUGAAGAUACAUCUGCGAAUUCACACGGGAGAGAAACCGUACAGCUGCGCCCUGUGUGGAAAACGCUUCAACAACGACGGCACUCUCAAGAACCACCAGAGGGUUCACACGCAAGUGCGACUCUACAGCUGCACGCAGUGCAACAUGAGGUUUAAGGACGCCUACACCUGCAAGAAGCAUCAGAAGGUCCACACGGGACUGCAGUCGUACUGCUGCCCCCUCUGUGGGCUGCAACUUAAUGAUGCAGCAAGUCUACAAAACCAUCAAAGAAUCCACAUGGAAGAAAGGCCGUACUGCUGCACCUUCUGUGGGAAGCAGUUCAUGGCUUUAGGCAAACUGAAUAAGCACCUGAAAAGUCACAGCAGGGAGACGACAUACAGCUGAACCCUCUGUAUUCAGUUAUUGUGGCUUACAAAGUUUUUUGUUUUGUCCUCAAAUUAAGACUUAAUAAAUUGCGCUACACAGAAGUAUGGCACCUUUCCAGCAUUCUGCCUUCCUAAUAUGGGAAGUGAGUGUGCAUAUAUUACUGUUUUUAUGGUGUUACUGGAAGUACCGAGCUCCCAGGACACAGCGGGGAGUCUUGCUUUUUUGCAAAAAAUGAUGGGAGGUGCACUGGUUCUAGGCUUUCUUGUCUUUUUAACCAGCCCUGCUGCCUUUGGAAAUCCUCCACCUUUUGCUGUUUUCUUGAGCUUUAACUUUGUUGCUUAUUGAGCAUAACUACAUGUUUAUGUUGUCAGGAUUUGUCUUUCUCUGAGUGGGACCAUCGUCAGAUCCGUCCCUCCAUCCUGACUGGACUGGCACCAUUAAGUGAAGCUUAAGCGAUGUGUAGCAACUGUCAGCGGGACACGUUGCAGUGCCCAGUUUCUCCUAAUCUGACUGAAGGCAGUUUCAGAGGAUGGUGAUCCAGUUGCAGUUUCAGAGGAGCUGCAGGGAGGGAGGCAGAAGCUGAACUGAAAUCCUGUGCAUCAGUGUUUCAUCAUAAACGAUAACUUUAGGAGCAGAGCCGUUCAGCAUACAGAAAACCCACAAAGGUUGGCAGUUUUUACUUCGGGCGAAUCAGCCGGCGAGCUGCUGUGGAGCAGCAGAUGCUGUGGUUACUCACCUCAGCAACACGAGUUACCUUCACCUAACUGUUGUGGGUGAAUGAUCUGUCUGCUGAACUGGGUGUCUUAAUUACAAUGAAGAAAUCAGUAUUUUAGUUAUGGGAAUCCCCUUCAGGAGGAACCCCAGCCUCAUACCCUAUGUUGCCAGAGAGAGGGUCCAGGCCCUUCUGCAACCCUGAUCAACUGUGGGAUGGAUGGAUGGAUGGAUGGAUGGAUGGAUGGAUGGAUGGAUGGAUGGAUGAAGUCUUCACCCUAAUGGUUUUCUAUAUUUGUUCAUCUGUAAUAUUUCAACAUGCAAAUAAAUUAAUAUGAACACAAGGUGUGUUUUCUAACCCUAAACCCACAGGUCUUUCACAUCAUUCAUAUGCAUUUUUCUUCAGCCAGAAAGACUUUUUUUCUGAAAUUGAUCCACGUAAAUUAAAACACAUUGAAUCUGCAGGGGGAUGAUUCGCUGUUGUGGAUUCCAGGCAUGCUCUUGUCUCCUGCCUUCAGCUGUCUGCUUUUUAUGGUUAGCAGGGGGAAAAACGUGCGACUGCAUCAGGAUCUGUGUGAUGCUGUGGUGAGUGGAGGACCUUUAAUCUGCAGGAUGUGUGAAUGUAUUAAUGUGUCUGCAUUAAACAUGUACGUUUAAACGAA